AUGCCAAGCGCACCACUCGGACGCGGCCCACCUCACCCGUUCUCACCGUUCAACGAUGAGGCCGAUGACGAUGCCCAUGAGGAGAGCUGGCGCCUUUACGGCAGCACGGUGGCACUGGCGGACUGCCGUGUCUCUACGCUGCUCCCCUCCCCUCCACCACAGCUCACUCGCUCAGCGUUGACCGCAGUGCUUGAAUUAGAUUGUGACGCACUCAGCGGUAGCGAUGACAGAGGGGCGCUAAUUGAUGUUGUGCUCUCGCACCUCUGCGCCGCGUCGAGUUUGCCAGGCGCCGAUGCGGAUGCCUGUGGUGGCACCGAGCGAAGCGCCAUGGCCGCAUUGAGCGACACGUGGCGUGAAGUCAAGUCUCGCGUUCCGCUCAAGGCCAGUCCCUCUAUCCACCUCACCGGCGGUCACAUCCGUGCGCUUCUUCGUAUGUACGCCGAGGCGAGCGUCGAGCUCGCAUCGAUUACACUUCUGCGGCCCCUAACAGCAGCGGCCGAGCCCACAGCGGGAGCAGAAACCGAAAUGGCCGCGGCAGUGGCUGCUCUUGGUGCGGUGCACGAAAUUCUCGGUGCUCAGCAGGUGGCCCGCAUCACCGCCUCGCACAUUGCCUCCGUGCCUACUGACCAGACCAUCCUUGAUCGUAUCCGUACCCUCCUGCUUGCGCUUCUUGGCGCAUCGCCAUUGUCCUCCUCGCGCGCGCAGUUUUAUCUGCACCCGCAUCUAGAGCUCAGCAUCGAUCCGUCCCGCAGCGUCGCUGGGUGUGGCCUGGUGGCCAUCGGCACCGUCGGAGAGGGAGAGCUGCUGGCCCGCGAGGCGGCACUUGCCACAGUGGACGGCACGGAGGUACGCGUAUUUAGCCGAGGCGACUCCGAGACGACGAGCGCCGUCGCCAACACCGCAGAGCACAUGCAGGACAGCACGCCGAUCUGGAAGGAAGGUGUGCGGCGUUGCCACAGCAGCGCGGCGGCUGCCCCUGUGGCGGAGGAAGCAGCGAAUGAACCGAUCGCUCGGACACUUCAGCGCAAGGACUCAGCGCCGCUCAUCACAGAAAAUGGUGAGCGCAGCGCGGCAGCGCAGCUUCUUAGUCUGCUGGCCCGCUUCCCAGAUCUCCUGCGCGGCGGCCUGCACCAGUGGGCCGAACGGGUGAUGCGCGAUGCUUUUGCCCUUCAGUCUGCCUCGUGCGUGCAGCAGGUGCAGGUCAGCAAGGCCGCAAAGCCACAGGCGGAGGCCGCACCACAAAAUAGCCCGUGCGACACAAACCUCACUGCCGACGCGCCGCUACGCAGAGCGCGGCACUCGCGCGGCGGCGUGGCGCAUGCAUUUCUUCCAUCUGCGCCUCAGUUGCUCCUCCACGUGCGAGGUGUUGAUGAAUUCCGCAUUAAACCGCCACCCCGAUCGUGGCGGCGCAAGCCGUGCAAUGAGCACCACGGAUGCGUCAAUGCAGGGAUGACGAGGGGUGACGGCGACUGUGGCGUGGCUGCGUGCGCUUCCCCGAGUGCGAGCGAUGUGUCUGUGAAGGCACUUUUCCCGUUCUUGCGCCACCUCAACCACGCGUGCGUCCCCAACGCGAUCCUCGUGCUGGACAGGACACCCACGCAUCUACGCAGAAGCGGCGACGACGGUGUCGUCGCGUCACUCGUUGCACUGCGGGCCAUCGAGAGCGGCGAGGAGGUCACGGUGUCGUACGUGCCUGCCACCACAGCUCUGACGGUGUCGCAAACGGAGCUGUUGGAGACGCUUGGGUUUCGGUGCCGCUGCCUCUUCUGCACGCAGAAGGCCGCGUUGCUACGUGGGCAUGUGUGCGGCGAGUGCGGACAGCUUAUCUACGAGCCAGGCAUCCAGGGGGAACCUGAGGCCCUCAGCAGUAUGCCCGCAGCGGCUGGUGCGUCGAAAAGGGCCACCGUGUUCCGGCAUGAGGAGCAUUGCUCACAUCGGCGAAGGGCUUGUGAGGUACACGGCGUCACCGAGGAGAAGAGCUCAGCUGCUGCUCAGUUGCAGCGUCAGCUGGAUGACGUUCUAGUGCGGUUGGCCAAGGGUGAGGACGAAGGCGAAGCCGGAGAGAACGUGCGUGAUCCGGUGGUGGCAGCGGUGCGACACCUCGUCGACCUCGACGCGUGCGUCGCCCGGACUCUUCUACCUACGCACUUUCUGCGACUGCGGCUUCGCUUGGAGGCGUUCGCCUACUCGACGGUGGCGAGAGGCCUCGGCUCCACUGUGAGCGCCGAGCUCAUCCAUCUCUGCGCAAGCACCCUGGAAGAGCUGGAGAUGCUCAUGCCGGCCAACCACCCCCUCUUGACCGGGCUGCGCAUGUACCUCGUCUUCAGUCGUGGUCGACAUGUGCGAGCGGUCAACGCCGCUGAGGAUUUGGUGCACGGCACGCGGCAUGAGGAGUGCUGCGGUGCCGUGCGCGAGCAAGCCGCAUUGAUGCAGCUGCCUUUUGUUGUGGACCCGCUUGUGCGCCGUUGCGUGGUGCGCUGCUUUCAGGAGCACUACGUGCAGCUUCUGCGAUGGAGAGCAGAGUGGCUGUCGCGCGCUGGUGAGGUCGGCACCUUGAUGUCUUUCCUGGCACGAUACUCGGUGGAAUUGGAAGCUUGUGGCGUGACGACGGCGGAGCACAUGGAGCUGCUGUCCUGCAUGGAGGACGGUGCCGAGGACGCGUAG
Messenger RNA from Leishmania major strain Friedlin, 2664 nucleotides. RefSeq lists its product as hypothetical. Lineage: Eukaryota; Euglenozoa; Kinetoplastea; Trypanosomatida; Trypanosomatidae. Bases 1 to 2664 code for a protein of 887 amino acids. The record is from RefSeq and is a predicted model, not a curated record. The transcript has a single exon. Gene Ontology annotation, molecular function: protein binding.